AUGGCUGCCUCCCAAGAUGAAAUGCUUUCUUUCUGCGUGGACACAACUAAAGUUUGCAGUUCUGUGGAAAUCCGAUUCAUUGACAAGGAUAAGGGCAAAGGAUUAUUUGCCAAGAAGGCCAUCAAGAAGGGAGACACCAUUUUUGUAGAGCGCCCUCUUGUCUCUUCCCAGUUCUUGUGGAAUUCCCAGUACAAAUAUAAAGCCUGUGAAUACUGCUUGAGUGCUCUGGAGACAGCUGAGGAUAAUGCCCGAAGACUGAGUGGCAACCCUGGCCUCAGUCUACCCCACACUGAGCUGUGCAAGGUGCGCCCAGAGCUGCACCAAGCUUGCCCACAAUGCCAGGUGAUGUACUGUAGCAACGAGUGUCGGCAGGCUGCGGCAGACCAGUACCAUCGGGCCCUGUGCUUAGGCCACUCCCAAGAGGACCCGGACCAUCCCGUCAACAAACUUAAGGAUGCCUGGAGGAGUAUGCACUACCCUCCUGAGACCUCCAGCAUCAUGCUCAUGGCCAGGAUGGUGGCUACUGUCAAACAGGCCCAAGACAAAUGCUGCUGGCAGAAGUUGUUCUUUCAGUUCUGCAGCCGUGCGGCCAACGAGGAGGAGGAAAUUGCACACAAGCUGCUGGGAGAGAAGUUCCAGGGACAUUUGACCUUACUACGAACCCUGUUUACGACAGCACUUUACGAUGAUAAUCUCAAUAUGUGGUUUACACCUGAGGGAUUUUGCUCCCUCUUCGCCCUUGUAGGCACCAAUGGACAGGGCAUAGGUACCAGCUCUCUCAGCCAAUGGGUUCAUGCAUGUGAUGCGUUGGAGCUGACUAGCCAGCAGAGGGAGCAAUUGGAUUGCUUCAUUGAUCAACUAUACAAGGACAUCGAGAAAGAGACCGGUGACUUCCUGAACUGCGAGGGUUCUGGGCUCUUCCUACUUCAGAGCUCAUGUAACCACAGCUACAUACCGAAAGCGGAGGCAUCUUUCCCGAACAACAACUUCUUGCUUCACCUCAGUGCCCUUAGUGACAUCAGCCCUGGAGAGGAGAUCUGCAUCAGUUACUUAGACUGCUGUCAGCGUGACCGGAGCUGUCAUAGCAGACAGAAAAUCCUGAGCUUCCUAUAACGUCGUUGUAGAGAAUUUGACAGUAUGUUCAACUGGCCUCACGAACGCAGACCAUGUGUUACCACACCAGCCCAGGACCUCCACAUCCGGCUUCUUCACCUGCGGGAUCGUCUGAGACCA
Messenger RNA from Salvelinus namaycush (lake trout), 1233 nucleotides. Its product is annotated as SET and MYND domain-containing protein 5-like. The record is from RefSeq and is a predicted model, not a curated record. The transcript has 13 exons. Lineage: Eukaryota; Metazoa; Chordata; Actinopteri; Salmoniformes; Salmonidae. The coding region runs from base 1 to 1113 and encodes 370 amino acids. Gene Ontology annotation, molecular function: histone H4K20 methyltransferase activity; protein binding.